GUAGAAGACCAAGUAACCAGUUUACUUACUAUCAAAUCAAUAUGUAUACAAUUAAAAAAAAAUAAUUAUUUUUUAACCGAAAUAUAAAAAAGAACAAAAUAAUGUUUUAUUAUUCGUGUAUGAAAAUUUUAAAUUACAAUUAAUAAAUAUGAAGACUUCUGAUGAAACAAAUUACCUUAUGGAGGAUAUCAUAUCAAAUGAUUUAAAUACACGUGAUAUACCAAUUUUUGAACAACUAAAAUCUAUAACAAAUAACACAGAAGAAUUAAAAUGUUAUCAUGAAUUUUAUAAUCAUUCAACAAUAACGUCAAAAAUAUCAUCAAAAGCAACAGAUGGUGAUAGUGAAUCCUUUUGUCCAUUUUCAUUUGAUUCAGUAUUAUGUUGGCCAAAAACAUCAUCGAAUACAUUUGCAAUAAUUCCGUGCCUACGAGAGUUAAAUGGAGUCAAAUAUGAUGGUUCACAAAAUGCAACACGUUUUUGCUUUGAAAACGGUACCUGGUCCAGUUAUUCAAAUUAUGAUCAAUGUCGUCAUAUAGCAACAGAUCCAUCUGCGAUACAAGAAGAAUUACCCACUAUUAUAUAUUGCACAGGAUAUUUUUUAAGUUUAAUAGGAUUAACUUUAGCACUAAUCGUUUUCGUAUAUUUUAAAGACCUGAAAUGCUUAAGGAAUACAAUUCAUGCAAAUCUUUUUCUAACUUACAUCUUAUCGGCAUCAUUGUGGAUUCUAACGUUAUUUCUCCAGGUCAUGGCAGAGUCACCAAGUUCAGUUGGAUGUGGAAUUUUAGUACUUUUAUAUCAUUAUUUUCAAUUAACAAAUUUUUUUUGGAUGUUAGUUGAAGGUUUGUAUCUUUACACGCUUGUUGUACAAACGUUUUCAAGUGAUAACAUUAAAUUUGCUAUUUACGCAUUUAUUGGCUGGGGAUGUCCAGCGAUUAUAGUAGUUAUUUGGUCCAUAGCAAAAAUGUAUACACCAGCACUGAAACCAGAAUAUUUUGCUGGGCUUCAAAUUGAUUGUUUAUGGUUACGUGAAUCUGAUGCAGAUUGGGUACAUAUCGUUCCAACAUGUUUAGUUUUAAUAUUAAAUUUAAUAUUUCUAAUACGAAUAAUGUGGGUACUUAUAACAAAACUGCGUUCAGCAAAUACACAAGAAACCAGACAAUACCGUAAAGCUUCAAAAGCUUUAUUGGUUUUAAUACCAUUAUUAGGUAUAACAUAUCUUUUAGUAUUAGAAGGACCAUCACAUGGACUAGAGAGUCACAUAUUUAAUGCUGUACAAGCACUUUUAAUAAGUACACAAGGACUUUCAGUAUCAGUGUUUUUUUGUUUCCUCAAUUCAGAAGUAAGACAAGCUUUAAGACAUAAAUUGGAAAUAUGGCAUGAUGCAAGAAAUAUAAGUACAGGUAGCUCAACAAGAAAUAGGAGUCGAUAUAAAUUGUCCAAAGAUUAUUCACCAAGAUCAAGAACUGAAAGUUUACGUUUGACCUCUACCAAUACCACUUGCACAACUUUAAAUUAGAUAUAUUAUGCAUAUGUAUUGGCAUAUACUUAAUAUAAAAAGUACGGAAGAAUGUUCGAUUUUUAUAAGACCUUAGCAGUUAAGGGAAUCUAGAAGGAAAUCUUCAAUUCAACGAACUUACGUUUAAAUUAUAUUUAUGUGAACGCAACCAAAAAAAACCAACAUUAAAUCAAAGAUCAACAAAAAAAUUGAACUUGAAACCAAUUUGUAAAUACUGAAAUAAAAGUUUUCAAUGAAAUUUGUUAAUAUUUAGGAACUUCUUGGAAAAUUAAAUUAUUCAUGUCUACAUUGUAACUACAUACAUAGUGUGCAAAAAAAAAAUAAUUAUACAUUGUACUUGUAAUUUAUAUAUGUAUACAGAAAUAUAAAUAAAAUAUAAAUAUUUUACGUAGUCUUAUA
Molecule: messenger RNA, 1915 nt
Organism: Condylostylus longicornis
Lineage: Eukaryota; Metazoa; Arthropoda; Insecta; Diptera; Dolichopodidae
Product: diuretic hormone receptor-like
Exons: 13
Coding region: 149-1516 (455 amino acids)
Biological process (GO): cell surface receptor signaling pathway; adenylate cyclase-modulating G protein-coupled receptor signaling pathway
Cellular component (GO): plasma membrane
Molecular function (GO): peptide hormone binding; diuretic hormone receptor activity; G protein-coupled peptide receptor activity
Source: RefSeq, a predicted model, not a curated record